AAUAAAAUUGAAAAAUAAAAGGAGAAAGUUGUAAAAAAGUAGAAAGGAAAAAGGAAAGAAAGCUGAAAACGGCGGAGGUCUUCGAAGUCCAGGAACAUCGGUUACUAGUUUUCCAGCGGUACUACCAGAAUCCCUAAUCGGAAUUUGCAGAAGCUCUGAGAGCAAUUAGCAAAGCAUCAGGAUCGGCAUUGAAGAUGCAUUCCUUCGGAUACAGAGCCAACGCUUUGCUGACUUUCGCGGUUACAAUACUCGCCGUAAUGUGCGCCAUCGCUUCCGUCUCCGACAAUUUCAACUCUCCCUCUCCCACCUCACAAGUCCAGGUUUUGAACAUCAAUUGGUUCCGGAAUAAGCCAGAUGGCGAUGACGAGCUCAGCAUGACAAUGAAUAUAUCAGCAGAUCUACAAUCAUUGUUUACAUGGAAUACAAAACAGAUUUUUGUCUUUUUAGCAGCAGAGUAUGAAACCCCACAGAAUUCUCUAAAUCAGGUAUCUUUGUGGGAUGGUAUCAUUCCUGCCAAAGAGCAUGCAAGAUUCUACAUCCAUACAACUAACAAAUACCGUUUCGUUGAUCAAGGAAGUAACCUCCGGGAAAGAGAUUUCAACAUGACAUUGCAUUGGCAUGUAAUGCCCAAAACCGGGAAGAUGUUUGCUGAUAAAAUAGUCAUGACAGAUAUGAUUUUUGGAGCUUGGUAA
This is a messenger RNA of Lactuca virosa, 692 nucleotides long. The record is from the annotation of a GenBank genome assembly. NCBI's taxonomy places the organism in Eukaryota, Viridiplantae, Streptophyta, Magnoliopsida, Asterales, Asteraceae.